AUGGAUGAAGAAAAAAGAGCCAGAGUGGUUUUGAACAUCACAUUUGUUCGGCCAGAAAAAUUCUACAUCAGUGGGUUUUCCAACAUUCCUCACACUCAGUAUUUUUAUGUUUUCUUGUGUUUUGUCUAUGUAAUGACUGUUAUUGGAAAUGUCUUUCUCCUCUCAGUUAUCUGCUUGGUGAGGACUCUUCAUUCUCCCAAAUACAUGAUUGUGUUCAACUUGGCUUUGAUAGAUCUGUGUGGAAGCACAGCUCUUAUCCCAAAAGUCUUGGACACAUUUUUGUUCGACAGGAGAUUUAUUUUGUACGAGGCUUGUUUAAGCAACAUGUUUUUUGUUAUGUUCUUUAGCAGUUUACAGUCAUGGACUCUUGCCUGUAUGGCCUAUGACAGAUUUGUGGCAAUCUGCCUCCCAUUGAGGUACCAUAGCAUCGUGUCUAAGAGAUCUGUUGCUGUGAUUCUGCUGUGUAUGUGGUUAAUAAUUCUGUUCGUAGCUGCCUUUACAGUGGGGAAUAUUAAUCGUCUGUCUUUCUGUGGUUCACUAGAAGUGCAAAGUUUUUACUGUGACCAUGGACCAUUAAAUCGCCUUGCUUGCAACGAUAGAUCCAUAAAUGAUGUCAUGGCUUAUAUUGGCUUAAUUUUAUUCAUCUGCAUUCCUUUUAUACUAAUAGUAAUUACCUAUUUGUGCAUUAGCAUUGCACUAAGCAGAAUUGCGUCUAAAGUGGAACGACUCAGAGCACUAAAAACCUGUUCAUCACACAUAAUUCUUGUGGUAACUUUCUUUAUACCUUUGUUUGCCACUAACAUCGCUGCUGUGGUCUCCUACCUCCAUCCUAACAUCAGAAUAAUAAAUUCCUGUUGGACACACACCAUCCCGUCUUUGCUUAAUCCUAUUGUUUACUCUUUGAAGACAGAAGAACUGCUGAAUGCUAUAAAGAAACUGUUUCAAAGAAACAGAAUAACAAAAAUUGAAAGCAAACAAAUCUGGAAGGCCUUUUGCUCCACCCUCGGAGCAUCGGUCAGUCUCACGUCUGGCUAUCAUCCUCAGUCCAACGGCCAAGCCGAGAGGGCCAAUCCGGAGCUGGAGGCGGCCCUCCGUUGUCUGGCGGCACAAAAUCACAACGACUGGUCCAAGUUUCUGGUUGGGAUUGAGUACGCUCACAACGCUCAUCCUUCCUCCGCUACUGGGGUGUCUCCAUUUGAGGCCACCCUCGGUCCAACAACACCUCCAGCGUUGCCAACGCGUCUGGCGCCAUACCAAGGCUGCUCUCCUCCGCACCAAGGAGAGCAACUGCCGCCCGCAAUGCCAAUCGACACAGGGUGCUGGGACCCACUUACCAGCCUGGACAGAGGGUCUGGCUCUCAGAACGGAAACAUCCCCCUCCAAGCCACCUCUCUGAAACUGGUUCCACGGUACAUUGGACCCUACGAGAUUGACAGGAUCAUUAAUCCUUCCUGUGUCCGUCUAAAAAUACCGGCGGCUCUCAAGGCACACCCUUCAUUCCAUGUCUCGCAAAUCAAACCUGUUGUGGACAGUCCUCUGUGCCCGCCGUCCGCUUUCCCUCCACCCACCCGUGUCAUCGACAACGCUCCUGACACAAUCCUCUGUAUUUAUCCGAGCUUGGGACUGACACAAUGA
Molecule: messenger RNA, 1635 nt
Organism: Oryzias latipes (Japanese medaka)
Lineage: Eukaryota; Metazoa; Chordata; Actinopteri; Beloniformes; Adrianichthyidae
Product: olfactory receptor 8G17-like
Biological process (GO): G protein-coupled receptor signaling pathway; detection of chemical stimulus involved in sensory perception of smell
Cellular component (GO): membrane
Molecular function (GO): odorant binding; G protein-coupled receptor activity; olfactory receptor activity
Source: RefSeq, a predicted model, not a curated record